This is a messenger RNA of Pseudoliparis swirei, 829 nucleotides long. RefSeq names its product prokineticin 1 (gene prok1). Bases 125 to 478 code for a protein of 117 amino acids. NCBI's taxonomy places the organism in Eukaryota, Metazoa, Chordata, Actinopteri, Perciformes, Liparidae. The transcript is spliced from 3 exons. The record is from RefSeq and is a predicted model, not a curated record.
AGCUCUGGGAAUCUUCAUGCCUGACCAGAGAGCCAGGGAUCCAGUGUGAGGUGCCGGACAGACCGUUGACAACUGCUGUCCAGUGUUGAGGCUGUUGAGAGAGUCCAGACCUUCUGUUGCUGUCAUGGGCUUGAGGGCGGUGCUGCUGUCCUUCCUCCUGGUGUCUCUGAGCUGCUCCAGAGGAGCCGUCAUCACAGGGGCCUGUGAGAGGGACGUCCAGUGUGGUUUCGGUCUCUGCUGCGCCGUCAGUCUCUGGCUGAGGGGCCUGAGGAUGUGCGUCCCAAGAGGGCUGGAAGGGGAUGAAUGCCACCCCUUUAGUCACAAGAUUUCCCCCUCCCACUUUAUGUCUCACUUCCAGGUGCCCUAUGCAGGGAAACGGCAACAUCACACCUGCCCGUGUCUCCCACACUUGAUGUGCACCAGGUACAGUGAAAGCAGGUAUCGAUGUACUGACGACUUCAAAAGCCUGGACUUUUAACAGACGCCCAAACAUGCAGAUGAAGAAGAUCGUGGCGGAAACUGCAUUCAGAGUGAAAAAAACAUGCUGUGGAUCUGAACAACAUAUUUAAUCUUCACUGGCUGUAUUCUUUAUUUGCGUACUCUAUGCACUAUAAUACAUAGUUUGGAUUCCACCAAUCCAUACAUCAAGGAGAGAAAGAGAAAUGCCAAGAGAGUGUAACCGAUUAACACGAGCAGACGAUUCUUUGUACUUAAUAAAAGCAAAGAAGAUAUUUGUGAACAAUUGAAAUAUUUACUGUUUUGUUUUCAUGUUCAAUUCAUGUUAAGUUUUCAAAAGUUAUGUAUACAUAUUAUUGUCAAUAAAAGUAUA